CACACCCCUCAUGCAUCCUUCGCCAGUAUAGUUCAGUGUUCUCUAACCUCCGCACGUCCGUUUUGUAGCGAAUAUGGAGCAGUUUAUUGACAUUGUUAAACGCUUUCCUAUAUUAUGGAACACACAUUUAAAGGAAUAUCACAACUUAGUUCAAAAGGAUGUUAUAUGGGAAAGCAUCGUGGAGGAAUUAAAUAAUCCCGACAUACCUGACGUAAAAACUGCGAAGAAUGAGUGGAAAAAAUUACGCGAUAGCCAUCGAGAGUCCCUUAAAAGGAUAAAAGCAGCGACAAAUAAUUGGAAAUACGCUGAAUAUCUCAAAUUUCUUGUGCCUUACAUAAAAAACCGUAAGAGAACUGGUAACGCAUCAAUUAACAAUCAAAAUACUUGGGCCAAUACAGCAAAACAAAGCCAAAAUACUUGGGCCAAUACAUCAACACAAAGCCAAAAUACUUUGCCCGGUACAUCAACAAGCGUAUGUCAAAGUAUUUUGCCUGAUGCAUCAACUGAUACUCACAUUGAUGACGACGAUGGAAGCGCUUCCGAACCACCAAGGAUGAAAAAAAGAAAAGUAGCCGAUGUCUCAUCAUUACGCGUCUUACUGCAUGAAGAUAAUAACGAUUUUCGAAGUGAGCAAAGAGAAAGAAGAAAGACUGGGAAGACUGAGGUCCCAAAAGAAACAGAGGCACACAGGCACCCGUUAAAUUUAUUUUUUGAUAGUAUGUGUGAGUCUACCAAGAAGCUUCCUGAUUGGGUGCAGAGAGAUGUGAAAAAGAAGCUAUUUCAAAUUGUCAAUGAGGCAGAGGAAAAUUAUGAACGUUAUUUGUCUGGCCACACUUAUCAGUAUGAGUACUCGUCAUCGUCUAGCUUUUCGUCGCCAGCUCAAAACGAUAGCAUCUAGAUAAUAUUCUGUAAUACUUAUAAGUUAUAACCCUUUUGUAAUAU
This is a messenger RNA of Spodoptera frugiperda (fall armyworm), 942 nucleotides long. RefSeq lists its product as uncharacterized. The record is from RefSeq and is a predicted model, not a curated record. Gene Ontology annotation, biological process: regulation of transcription by RNA polymerase II. The coding region runs from base 74 to 898 and encodes 274 amino acids. Lineage: Eukaryota; Metazoa; Arthropoda; Insecta; Lepidoptera; Noctuidae. The transcript has 2 exons. Gene Ontology annotation, cellular component: transcription regulator complex; nucleus.